Molecule: messenger RNA, 324 nt
Organism: Hibiscus syriacus
Lineage: Eukaryota; Viridiplantae; Streptophyta; Magnoliopsida; Malvales; Malvaceae
Product: auxin-responsive protein SAUR50-like
Exons: 1
Coding region: 1-324 (107 amino acids)
Biological process (GO): response to auxin
Source: RefSeq, a predicted model, not a curated record
AUGGCUAUCAGCAGGAAAUCCAACAGACUGACACAAACAGCUUUGAUAAAGCAAAUCCUGAAACGAUGUUCCAGCUUAGGAAAGAAGCAAGGCUACGGCGAUGAACAACAAGGACUCCCUUUGGACGUCCCCAAAGGUCACUUCGUCGUCUACGUCGGCCAAAACAGGAGCAGAUACAUCGUACCCAUCUCUUUCUUGACCCGACCCGAGUUCCAGAGCUUGCUCCAUCAAGCUGAGGAGGAGUUCGGGUUCGGUCACGACAUGGGCCUCAUCAUUCCUUGUGAAGAAGCUGUUUUCCGGUCUCUGACAUCCAUGCUCAGAUGA